This is a messenger RNA of Rotaria socialis, 1101 nucleotides long. NCBI's taxonomy places the organism in Eukaryota, Metazoa, Rotifera, Eurotatoria, Philodinida, Philodinidae. The record is from the annotation of a GenBank genome assembly.
AUGUCUACGAAUACCAUUAAAAGUAAUGAUGGACAACAACAACUACAACAAACGAAUAUAAAUCGAUCGUCUUAUGUACAUUUAUUUGCUGGAGGGAUUGCUGGUACAUUCGGUGCUAUAUUAACAUGUCCCUUAGAAGUAAUCAAAACACGAUAUCAAUCAUCGAAAAAUGCAUUUUCUCAGGGGAGAAAUCAUCUGAAUUUGAAUUCAUCGACGAGUAAUACUACCAAUCAUUGUACACUAUCGGGCGCUAGAAGUCCAAGCAUCAUAAAUUCACUUCGUCAUAUUGUGAAAUAUGAAGGCUUUCGGGGCCUUUUUAAAGGUCUUAUACCGAAUCUAAUUGGUGUUGCACCAUCAAGAGCGAUUUAUUUCUAUGCUUAUGCAAAUACGAAAUCAUUUCUAGUUAGUGAACUGGAACGUGAAACACCUUUAGUACAUGUAACGUCAGCAGCUGUUGCAGGUAUUGCUAUGUCUACUUGUACGAAUCCAUUGUGGUUUAUUAAAACUCGACUUCAAAUUGAUCAAGGAAACAUCCGUGCGAUUGAUCUCAUUCGAAAUAUCUAUCAUGAACAUGGUAUUUCAGCAUUUUAUAAAGGCAUAUCGGCAUCGUAUGUUGGCGUAUCAGAGACCAUAGUUCACUUUGUAAUCUAUGAACAAAUAAAAGCACAAUUACAGCUAUUGCAAACAAGUCAGAAUCGCCCGUUAGACGAUACCGGUCUCUACAAUUUUUCAUCGUAUUUAAUUGCUGCAGCAUGUUCAAAAUCAUUUGCAACAACGCUAUGUUAUCCUCAUGAAGUCGUUCGAACACGUUUACGAGAAGAAGGUACAAAAUAUCGAACAUUUAUGCAAACAUUAAAAAAAGUUUAUUAUGAAGAAACCAUCGCUGGUUUGUAUCGUGGUUUACUCACUCAUCUUAUUCGACAGAUUCCAAAUACAGCUAUUAUGAUGGCUACAUAUGAACUUGUUAUUGCAUUCCUUCAAUCCAAUUCGAUCGUUCCACCGCCGCCUACACCAGUUGUAGUAACCACUUUUCAAAGAAAAAAAGUCCUCGUCGAAAAUGUUGAUCUCGAAGCCAAUGCAGUCAAUGAAGCAGAAUUAUAA